Papaver somniferum (opium poppy) is the source of this 1785-nucleotide messenger RNA. RefSeq lists its product as uncharacterized. The record is from RefSeq and is a predicted model, not a curated record. Bases 1 to 1785 code for a protein of 594 amino acids. Gene Ontology annotation, molecular function: nucleic acid binding; RNA-DNA hybrid ribonuclease activity. The transcript has 8 exons. NCBI's taxonomy places the organism in Eukaryota, Viridiplantae, Streptophyta, Magnoliopsida, Ranunculales, Papaveraceae.
AUGGAGUCUUUUUCUAGAUAUCUAGCAUACUAUGAGAAAUCUGGGCAAUUGACAGGUAUGAAAAUUUCUCGAUCUGCACCCAAGAUUAAACACCUUUUAUUCGCAGACGACUGUCUCUUAUUCUGCAAAGCUAAUGAGAGGCAAGUUCAGAAAUUACUUCAAGUGAUUGAACAGUUCUCUAGUUUUUCUGGGCAACUGAUUAACUUCAAUAAAUCAGCUGUUUAUUUUAGUUUUAAUCUCGAACCUGAAGUCUUCCAAUCUAUCAGUGGAAGUUUGAAGGUUAGAUAUAUCAAUAUCUCAGAGGAGGAAUAUCUUGGUCUACCUUUUUUUGUAGGAAGGAGAAAGCGUAUUCCAUUCUCUAUUCUUUGUGAUAAAAUGGACCACAAAUUCUCUAAUUGGAGUGGUAGCAACAUGUCCGAGGCAGCUAGAUCGUUAAUGAUCAAAAAUGUAUCCAAUGCGAUACCCAUUCAUCGUAUGACUAGUUUCAAGCUUCCAGACGUCACAAUUAAGAGAAUGAGUAGCAAACAACAACAAUUUUGGAGAAACAAAAAAUCGUGUAGAGGAAAUUAUAUCAUAACCUGGAGAAGAACUCAAAAACCAAAGGAAGAGGGUGGAUUGGGCUUUCGUGAUAUGCAUAUUUUCAACAAAGCUUUACUUGCAAAGUCAGGAUGGAAACUAAGUUCAAUUACAGAUUCCAUGAUGGUACAGUCUUUGCAAGCUAAAUACUUUCAAGAUGGAAAUCUCUUCAAUCUAAAGAAGAACUACAAUACAACCUGGUCAUGGAGAAGUAUGUCUUCAGAGCUGAAAUUUGUUCAAGAUAAUAGCAGUUGCAAGAUUUCAACUGAUGAAAUCUGUAAGAGGUCCAUCACUGUCUGGUGUCUAUGGAAAGACAGAUGCGAUAAGGUCUUUCAGAACAUCAGCCCCAAUACGGAAAGGACUAUUUUGAAGUGCCACAGUUUCAUCAAUGACCACUCUGCACAAGUGAGAAUAACUCAUAGUUCCACAAUUAGAGUUUGUCGUCAAAAUGUGCAUUGGUCUCCUCCUCCCAUGAAUUUUGUUUGUAUUAAUGUAGAUGGCUCUUACUUAAAUAAUGUAGGUGGAGUUGGUCUAAUAAUUCGCAAUUUUGCAGGGCUGGAGAAAGUACAUUUUCACCUUGACGCGCUGAGAGUGGUGGAAGCAGUUAACAACAAUGCCUCUAUAGACUGGCAACUUCUCAAUAUGAUAAAAGAUAUUCAAAUUCCAUUUCGUAGUUUCUCCUCUUGGAAAUGUUCUUAUGUUCCUAAAGAGGGUAAUAAAGUUGCUGACAUUCUCUCUAGGUUAGCAAGAGAGAAUGCUUUAACUGAUUCUUGGUCUGAUUCUUCUCCUGUUGAGAUUAGAGGACAAUUAUGUGAAGACCAAACUCAUAUUUUAAUCUUCAUCAUUUUAAAUCCAGUAGGAUCAAUUCAGUGGGCAACAGUAUUGUCAUUCGCUGAUGCAGCAGCCACAUUUGAGCUUGUCACUUGGAGACCAGAAUAUAUGAGCAACAUAUUUUGGUACAGUCGUACAGAUCCAAAAAUGAGGAUUGGGCCAAAGGAAAAUGGAUUUUGUUGGAGUGAUCGCGUUACAAUUCUCUAUUGGAGCAGCAAGAGCUCUCAAUCAUUUAAAACUGCAAUGAUGUCUGCAUCAGUGAGAAUUGAAUGUUUAAUAGUUCCAAGAAAUUGUAUGACUUCUGCUCUCUUUCAAGGGGCUUCCGUUGGUCCUCUUAUUAUUGUUUUUGUGAAUAAUUUUGGUUAUUUGCUUAUUUGA